ACUACUAUUCCUCAAUGUUUCAAUAUUUUUAAUCUUGUGUGUUGUUAUUCUGAGAAAAUAUUUUAUUUCUUUUUUGUGUCAAUUUCAAAACAUAGUCAUGGUUCUGUUACUUGUGAUUUUGGCUAGUUUUUUAAUAGAUUGUUCUAGAGCAACUGGGCUUGAGAAAUUUGAUCAUCCCAUUAAAGUUAAUGGCAAUUUAAAAUUUUUGGUUGUUGGUGAUUGGGGACGUAAAGGUGAUUAUAAUCAAUCUGCUGUUGCUCUUCAGAUGGGUAAAAUUGGAGAGGAACUAGACAUAGAUUUUGUAGUUUCAACAGGUGACAAUUUUUAUACUAAUGGGCUAACAGGGGAGCAUGAUCCAAAUUUUCUGGAGUCUUUCACCAAUGUUUAUAAAGCAAAGAGCUUGCAAAACCAAUGGUAUACAGUAUUGGGUAACCAUGAUUACAGGGGAGAUGUAGAGGCUCAACUUAGUCCUUACCUUAGGAAAAUUGACAGCAGAUGGAUUUGUUUGCGUUCUUUUAUAAUCAAUGCAGAAUUUGCUGAAAUAUUCAUGGUGGACACAACCCCAUUUGUGAAAGAGUACUUCGUGGAAACGAAACAUACGUAUGAUUGGCGCAAUGUGAUGCCUCAAAAGACAUAUACAGAAAACGUGUUAAAAGAUCUAGAGAAUGCGUUAAGUGAAUCAAGAGCAAAAUGGAAAAUAGUAGUGGGUCAUCAUGCCAUUAGAAGUGUGGGACACCAUGGUGACACUAAUGAACUUGUUGAACGUCUUCUUCCUAUCCUUAGGGCAUACGAUGUAGAUCUAUACAUGAACGGCCAUGAUCAUUGCCUUGAGCACAUAAGUGAUACCGAAAGCCCCAUCCAAUUUUUGACUAGUGGGGCAGGAUCAAAGGCAUGGAGAGGAGACGUGAAAGGGUUGAACAGUGAAGAUGUGAAAUUCUUCUAUGAUGGACAAGGUUUCAUGUCUGUCCAAUUGACACCAACACAUGUAGAGAUAGAAUACUAUGAUGUUUUUGGCAAAGUUGUACAUAAAUGGAGUAGGACUAAGCAACUGCAUCACACUGCUAUUUAGAUUUUUUGAGAAAUGCGCAGAGCGUUUGUAGAUUAGAGUAUUUUUAAGCGUAGCUACUAUUGUAAUAUAUGAGGAAUUCGCCCAUACUCUCGACGAAUGUAGUGAUCCUAAAAGGUGAAAAUAGUGUAUCGAAUUUAGUACAAUUUUUGAGAAUCUCAUUUUGUUGUAUUGAAAUUUUUUUCUCUCUUUUACAGAUA
Molecule: messenger RNA, 1266 nt
Organism: Solanum pennellii
Lineage: Eukaryota; Viridiplantae; Streptophyta; Magnoliopsida; Solanales; Solanaceae
Product: purple acid phosphatase 17
Exons: 7
Coding region: 98-1069 (323 amino acids)
Molecular function (GO): ferric iron binding; acid phosphatase activity; ferrous iron binding
Source: RefSeq, a predicted model, not a curated record